CAUGCAUUGCGCCUUUUGAAUUCAACACUUAUGUGAACUCUUAUGCGCAUGACCCAGAAUGGCCUAUUUUGUCUGGAUCCCUUGAAAAGAUUGUGGAUGGUACAUACAGCGAGGGGCCGGAAGCAUUUAAAACCAAAGCCUGGAAAAAGAACACUAAGUACGUAUAUUAUUUGAAAGGCACGGGUUCACAUUGGUUCUGUAUCAAGGCUUACUUUGAGAGGUGCUGCCUCGUCGUGCUUGACUCCCUUAGGAGGAUAACUUCAAUUGAGAGGAUGGCUAGUUUUCUGAUGGAUGAUCUUAGAGGGUUUAAAGGCAUUGCUGGAAUUAUAGAAAUCGGCAAGCACGGAUAUGCCGAUUGGGAAAUCGAAUACUGCACAGUACCCCAACAGAUUGAUAGUGACUGCGGCGUCUUCGCGGUAAAAAUAAAUGACCUCGCAAUUGAUGAAUAUGCAUCAUUUUUUUUGAUAAUAUUGACUCAUUGGCACAAUACAGUCAUUCCUUCUCGCUAUCAUCCACGGGAGGAGAGAUUGGAUAUAUACACUCGGAUUGGGUGCUAUCCAGUCCGAGUUGUUCUUGGAGAUGACGGCAAGCAUCGAUUCGCUGCCGAGAAUGGAUGGAGAUACUUUCUCUAUGACCACUACUACCGAAAUCUUUGGCAUAUUCUGUUCAAAAAAUUAUCAGAGGCAGCAUACAUAGCCAUUGUGAUUUCGACCCUUGGUUCAGAAGUUGACUACCCAAUAAGAAUUCCUGAUUAUGAUUCUGAUAAAGAUGAUGUUACAGAUGAUGAUGAUGACGUCUUUGUUUGCAAGUUAGAAGAAUCGCACUUUCGGGACGAGAAGCUGCCCUUAAGUGACGAAUUUUGCGAAGCAAAUGGCUUUGUAGAGGGAAAAACAGAUGUCACUCUCAUAGGACCCAACAUACAGCCCGUGGUCUGCACACUCAAGGUUGAUUGUAUUGGUGAUGGGUUCCUGAAGAGAAUGUGGUGUUACUUUGUUGAUUCGAAUGGCUAUAACAAUCUAUGCCUGUGCGUUCUGAACAAGCGAGUGCAUGCACGCAAGGCUGUGAGUGAAAGCACUCCUGCCAUCCCACUGAUGAUGACAAGCAUGGGGACGACCUUUGCCCCAAUCACCACUGUAGGAUCGAUUGGCAUGAUCCCGAUCAUGUCAACCCCUACUCCUACGCCAAUGAAAACAAUGUUCCCAGGCUCGAUAACAACGCCUGGUGGAGCAUUCACACCAUAUCCGUCAGCUUGGGCUCAGUUUACUGCUGACCCGGCAAAUGCGCAGGCUCUACAGGGCUAUCAUCAGGUGAUGGCCAUGAUCCAACAAGCAGGGGGCUUCAUGCCAUUUGCCUAUCCUGGUAUGACUCCACCAAUCAUGCCGCCUCCGGUGUCGACCCCGUCGACAUUUGUCCCUAGGAUGGUCCCUAUACGCCCGGUGAAUUUAACGGGGACCAUGAAUGAAGCAGCACCUUCAAAUGUCCACGAGGUCGACGAGGCGGAGCAAGAGGCAGCCCGCAGGAGGAAGGGUAAGGCUAUAGCCAAACCCAGCAAGACCCGAGAUUCGACGUUCAAACGCCUAGGAGACAAAGAGGAUGGGCCCCGCAAGUCUGCCAAGCUACGUCUUGGUACUGAGAUGGGCCAGACUAGCGCAAUGGAAAGACUUGGUGGGAAUCGUCCUACCCAAUCACGGUGUUCUAAGGAAUCUGAGACGAUUCACCUCGACGAGGAAGAAGCCGAAAGCCAGCCCAGGGCAUCAGCGUAUACCAGGCUCCCAUACGAUGAGGAUGAUCUGGACAAGAUAGGGAGCGUGGCAAGAAAGCUACGUGCCCUGGAGGAAAAAGUGGAAGAGAAGGCGGGAACAAAGAAGUAUACCCUGGCCAAAUCUCCCUUUUCAGCCAGGAUGGCCGGGUGCACUGAUGCUGAGGAGUGUCUACUCUUCUUCUCAUCCUUGAGAGGGAGACCGGUGGAAUGGUUUAACGUCCUUCCCCAUGGCAGGAUUGGGUCCUUUGAGAAACUUGCCGAGGUUUUCCGCAAGAAGUACCAGGACAACUGCAUAAAGAGAAAGAAGUUCACCUACCUACACACGGUAGGACAAAGGGAAAAGGAGUCCUUGACUCAAUUCUUGACGCGCUGGAGGGAUGAGGAAGCCUAUAAUACAGCAUGGGAGUAUCCCAAGGCGAAGGUCUUGAACAAGAGCAAGCAGGAGCUGGAGGAAGGCUAUACAAAAGUGAAAGCCGAGAAGCCGAAGAAGGAUGACCAGACAGGAGGGUCUAAGCCAAGGGCCACAUAUGACGGGUUAGUCCACCAAAUUAGGGAUGAGAGGAAGGGAGAACAACCCAAGCGGCCUUGGACAGAGAAGUGGUGUACCUACCACCAAUCUGACUCCCAAAACACGGCGGACUGCCGAAACGUCAGGGCUGUGCUCAAAGAGAUGAUCUUGAGAGGGGAAUUGGAUGAAGUACUCGUUACGGGGCUUGAAAAAGACCCAUAGGCGAGUACUUGAAUCCGCCCACAUGAAUAGGAUCAGGGAAAUCAAAGAGGAUGGCCAAAAUGUGGUCAAGAUUACUAAGCUUGCUUUAGACGGAUAA
Messenger RNA from Cuscuta campestris, 2589 nucleotides. The record is from the annotation of a GenBank genome assembly. NCBI's taxonomy places the organism in Eukaryota, Viridiplantae, Streptophyta, Magnoliopsida, Solanales, Convolvulaceae.